CAGCAACAGCGACAACGCAAAGCCUUGUCAACAGCGCUCACGACGUCAGUCUCAUGCCCUAGCAUCGCUAGUAGCUCAGCAGCAUCGUUUUCGUCCCCGUCUGUGCUUCAUCGGAUCAAACGGACAUUACUUUUAAGCAAUGUGGUGACCAAGAAGCGACCGUAUGCAUCCAUGCCAAGCACACCACGCACGUCAGGAGAGUCCGUACGUCGAUCUUGGUCAUCCUGGCGAAAGCGACUGUGAUGUUAUACUACUUUUUUGUUACAACUUUUUUUUUUUUAUUUCCCACCUCCUCCAUAUACAUAUUUCUGACAUGCAUCGCAUUACACACGUUUACAUACAGACAGAAGGACAGGACGUACCUUUUUACAUAUACCCCAACUUGCUCCACCUCCCUCUCUCAUACCCGAUCAGACCUAUCUCCAUCUUCAGGAAACCUUCUUUUUUGGCCACCCCUCCCCUCCUCUCUCUCUCUCUCUCUCUCUACGAGAAGAAGUAGUCAGUUACUCGGAGAUGAGGCGAAAACAUACUCCUUCUCUUACUCUCUCCAUCAACGUCCAAGUGCACGCACUUACCCACACCAACCCCUUCUUCCACCAACACCCCCCCCCCUCCAAAGCUCUGGAUUUUCUACCACUUGUUUCUUUUUUUUUCUCUCAUAUAGAGUUUCUUCUGCAACAUUCUGUACAAUAUUCUUUUUUGCAUUUUAUUUACUUAUUACAAUUAUUAAUUCGAGGAAAAUAUAGAUUCAACUGAAGAAGCGAACUACUGGGUAUCACAAAUUAUAUACAGCCUAGUGUGGGGUUCAUUCAUAGAGAAA
Molecule: messenger RNA, 820 nt
Organism: Zychaea mexicana
Lineage: Eukaryota; Fungi; Mucoromycota; Mucoromycetes; Mucorales; Lichtheimiaceae
Exons: 1
Coding region: 243-746 (167 amino acids)
Source: RefSeq, a predicted model, not a curated record